Molecule: messenger RNA, 4999 nt
Organism: Cercospora beticola
Lineage: Eukaryota; Fungi; Ascomycota; Dothideomycetes; Mycosphaerellales; Mycosphaerellaceae
Product: mitogen-activated protein kinase kinase kinase
Biological process (GO): protein phosphorylation; p38MAPK cascade
Cellular component (GO): cytoplasm
Molecular function (GO): MAP kinase kinase kinase activity; ATP binding
Source: RefSeq, a predicted model, not a curated record
GGCCACCUACUAGUCUGGGUUAAUACUGUCCGCAGUCGCCAUCAUGCCUACCUCGACCGGCGGGCGCUCAAGUCCUGCUUCCCUGCGUUCGCACCACGUUCGCUACUCCAGCGAUUCCAACAUCGCCCUGCGGAGCACUAUCAUGGAGCAGCCCGAGGGUCGUCCCGAGCUCGAAACCUACGAUUCUUCCGGCACCAAUUCUAGUGGCAACGAUGGAGAUGAGUAUGCGGGCAAUCAGGAAAGUCACAGCGACAGCGAUGGAAUUUCCAGCAGGCAUUUCGUGGCAGGCAGUGGGCAGGCAUAUGCACAGGAUGAGGUAACGCCUCUCACCAACGUGUCGACAUAUGGGUGGAGCCAACCAGGGUCGAGUAAUGUGUCCCGGACGACCACGCGAGGUUCCGUUGGCUCUGCGAUGCCCGGUACGCCAGCCUACGAGGGGACGGGAACGGCAAUGACCAAUGGGACGAGACGACCUGCGAAUACGAGAAAGGAAAGCAGUAAUAUCUAUGCACCGAACAGAGGGCCUGGGAGCUCGAUGCGAUAUGCAUUGAACACGGCUACGCGACCACGAAACGGUUCGACGCAUCGACGAAGGAGGAAUCCGAACGAUGAGUAUAGAGCGCAAGAGAAGGCAUACGUGCAACGAAUACGGCAGGACGCGCCUGACAACGAUUUCUAUACGGAACCUAGAACACCGAGUCUGGACUACAGUUCUGGAAGUGAGGACGAUGAGGAGAGCCCGACCAAUGCCAACUACGCAGAUCACGACCCGGCCGAAGUUGACACAUUGCUCUAUUACGGGCAAGAAGACUUGGAGCCAUCUGUAGAAGAGUUGAAUAUACCUGCGAAUAGAGAGCGGCUGGAGUGGCAUGCAAUGUUGGCAAAUGUGUUGACGGGAGACGUCGUCAAGCAAGAGAAGAAACGUUUGAUCGGUGGCCCAGAGCAACAAGGCGAGAACACACUCAAAACCGAAGUCUGGAUAGGAGUACGGGCGAAGACAUGUGGUCGAUCGAUCGCUGCUCAGAAACGUUUGAUUGAGGAUGGCAGGUCAAAGGUCAAGCAAACGAUAGAAUCGAUAGUCGCUUUCGAGAUCAAAGGAGAGGCUGAAGUUGGACAAUCGCCUAUGCAACAAGUCCAGGAUGUGGUGAAGAAGAUUGAGAAGAUCGAAGGCCUGUACCCUACCCGCCAGGCAUUCGAGGCUGCUCAUCCUCGAGCUGCAUCUUCCGCAUACCGGGACACAUGCGAUGCUGUCAUUGCAUGGAACAAUACAACGGAGCUCAUCAGCACUGAGCUUGGAAUCCUCCAAAGCUGGGUUGGAAACAUGGAAUUGGACUUCACGACUGCCCGUGUCCGGCCCGAAGGCGAACAGCAUAACGAACUAUUCGACGACAGCUCAUUCAUUGAUCGUAUUCUCAAGGAAGAUGGGCUGAAGUCUCUGCAAGGAGACAAGAACCUUCUCAACGGCGUCAACACUGUCAUCCACAAGGCCAAGGCCACCUUGAUUGCCAACGCUGAAGCCUUCUCCGAUCGUCACCUUCCACCAUACAUUGAGGAGCUGCUCACUCUCAUCAACUUCCCGAGUCGACUGAUACAAGAGAUCAUCCGCAUGCGGCUUUCAUAUGCUAAGAAGAUGAAAGACGCAGCGCAGCAAGGUGUUAUGACCGCCGAGCAAAUGAUUCUGCAAUUUCAGAUCCUGCUGCAGUUAGCUGUGAAGAUCAAGGAGCAAUACUUGCUCAUCGCUCAGCCUGAGCCAGGUUGGGAUUUGCCGCCUUGCAUCGACGACAAUUUCGAUUCUGUCGUGCUCGAUGCUUUGAAGUUUUACUUCAAGAUGCUGAACUGGAAGCUUAUGGCUAACAAGAACACAUUCAAGGAAGCUGAAAUUUUGGAGCAAGAGUGGGACUUCUCAAACGAGCUUGGUCGACAUCUUGACGGAGGUGAUGUGGAAGUUGCCGAGCAGUUCUCCAGCCUGACAUCCAAGUCCAUGGGUCGUCUAGCAGCGCAUUUCGAGAAGGAACUUCAACGGCCUGCAGACGAGGUCGCUGGUACCGCUGAGAUGGACAAACGAUAUAAAUCGAUCCUGGACUCCGUUCGUGUUCGACAACGAAAGAUCUUCCGAUUCGGCAGAAUUCUGAGCCAGCGCUUCGAGAACGCAACCGAGUACAACAUCAACAUCGACAACGAGCUGUAUGAGGACUUCCUUCUUGCCCUUAGACUAUCAGGCCAUUUCCUGGUUGAGACGAACGCCGAAAGUUCUGUGCCCACUCCAGGCGAUAACGAGAAGGCUGGUGGCAAGGUCUACAUACUGGCUAGUCCCGUCCUCAGAGAGAGGCCGAAGGAUAUCCAAAGCAUGCUCGGAACCUGCUACCACGCCGAAGACAGUCCCGAGGAUCCUAGCAAUCCCUAUGUUCUCAUACUGCGACCGGAAUUACCUCUUGCCUGGGAAGGUGAUCGAAUGGACGCUUCGCACUCUGGCAAGGAGAUCUUGAAAGUACCGCAGACGCUGGACCUCAAGACUGGUCGGCUACGGCUCGUCGCAGAUGGCAGUCUGCAGCGACUUCAGAAUGCAAACAUGGCGUUCACCACUGCCACAGGUAACUUUGACCUGACAAUACUUGUCGAGCAACGAGCAAACCUGCCGCGAGUCAACCAAGAACUGGCAAAGAUCCGCAAGACUGCGCACAAGCUCUCCAACACGAUCAUGGACUCCGUCGCCAUUGUGCGCUCGCAGGUCGAAGCCGCAGGGAGAAAAGGCGAGAGCCAAGAACUCAUCCAAAACUGCUUUGCAUUCGCGACAGAGUUCGGUCAGCGUUCCGCCAUCCACAUGGACGCACAACGACGAGCGGUCAAUCAGCACAAGCUUACAAAGCUUGCCUUGGAUUGGGUUUCCUUUAUCUGCGAUGAUUGCGUUGCCUCCGACCGCAAGACCUUCCGAUGGGCAGUCGUUGCACUAGAGUUCGCCAUGGUCAUGACAAGAGGGCAAAACAUUCUCUCGAUCUCAGACGAAGAGUAUGCUCAUCUGCGAUCUAAGGUCGCAGGCUGCAUGAGUUUACUCAUCUCUCACUUCGACAUCAUGGGUGCUCGAGGCACUGUUGCCGCUCAAGCAGAAAAGCAAAGGAUGGAUGCCAUGGUAGGCAAGCUGCGUCUCGACAUCGGAAAGCUCAAAGAUGACGAUGAGUCAUCUCGCAUAGUACGUGCUCAAUGGCUUGACGAACUCGAGAAGCUUGAUCAGGCCCGCAAAGACCGCGAGGCAGAACGACAGGCUCUCGGACGAGUUCUGGAAGACUCAAAUGACGCUGAUCGCGCUUUGACACAUCUUUCUGCUUCCGCUGGCAACGUGCAUUUGCGAUGGCAGCAAGGCCAAUUCGUUGGUGGCGGUACUUUCGGCAGUGUUUAUGCUGCCAUCAAUCUUGACAGUGGUCACCUGAUGGCCGUCAAGGAGAUCCGAUUGCAGGACCCGAAGAUGAUUCCAACAAUCGUCUCACAGAUCCGAGAUGAAAUGGGUGUCCUGCAAGUCUUGGAUCACCCGAACGUUGUGCAAUACUACGGUAUUGAGCCUCAUCGUGACAAGGUCUACAUCUUCAUGGAAUACUGCUCAGGAGGCUCGCUGGCAGGACUUCUCGAGCAUGGCCGCAUUGAGGAUGAGACUGUUGUUCAAGUUUAUGCUCUGCAGCUGUUGGAAGGUCUGGGAUAUCUGCACGAAGCCAACGUCGUGCAUCGAGACAUCAAACCUGACAACAUCCUGCUCGAUCACAAUGGUGUCAUCAAGUUCGUCGAUUUCGGCGCGGCAAAGGUUAUUGCCAAGCAAGGAAAGACUGUGGUCGCCGAUGGGCCUGGCGGCAAUGGUCGCCAACGAUCCGUACAAGGCACUCCCAUGUACAUGUCACCGGAAGUCAUCAAAGGCGGGAACCAUACUGGCCGUCUCGGCGCUGCAGAUAUUUGGUCCCUGGGCUGUGUCAUCAGCGAAAUGGCAACUGGCUCGCGCCCAUGGGCCAACAUGGACAAUGACUUCGCCAUCAUGUACAACAUUGCCAACGGCAACUCACCACAGAUGCCAACACGAGACCAAAUGUCCGACGUCGGCCUCGACUUCCUAAAGCGAUGCUUUGAACGAGAUCCUGCGAGACGUGCUUCUGCUGCUGAGCUUCUGCAGCAUGAAUGGAUCUCUUCAAUCAAGGUUCAACUCAGUCUCGAACCUGGCACGCCGCAGACGCCUUCGAUACAGAGUGAGAACUCGUAUAGUGGUGGGUUGGCGACGCCUAGCAGUUCUACGUCCACCAGUAGCCGACAAUUUUAGCAGAAUCGUCGCGCGGUGAGCGAUUGUGGAGAGGUCAGAGGAAUUGAUGAAACGCUUGGUCUCUGCUUUCCGCAUCCGAUUGCAAGACGGGAUACGGCGGUAAGCGAGAGCGAUGCCGAUGUUGUCAGGAGUCAGAGGAAGAGUGGGAAGAAGAGAGUCUCGUUCAGUGAUGAGGGAAGCUUCGUUCCUCCUCCAACGAGAAUGACACUCGAACUACCGGAGAAGAGAAGACUUGCCCUAGAGAAAAAGAAGAGCGCGCUGGAGAUGUAUUUGGACGAUGUUGCGGUUGGAGAUUAUUGUUUGUGGGAUCGUUGCGAUCUGUUGGAUGUUAUGCCGCCUACUCCUGAAGAGCAUGAAGUUGCAAAAGGAAGUGCGGUGACGGCAUUGAGUGGUUGAAAGAUCUCAUUACUGGAUUGAGUGAGUUGAAGAGGCUGCAUUGCAUUCUUGAGUCCUUCGACUUCUGGUCGACUUGAUACCUACUUUGGCACUAAAUUGAGACGUACGAGACGAGAGGAUACAUUAGCGAGGGCGUUCUUUGGGUUUAAAGAGAGUGGGAUGUUUCGAGGCAUUAUGCAUUUUUUUUUUCUCUUCGUUUUGCAUUAGUUUAGUCCGGGCCUUGAUUAUGGGCUGCAAUUCCUAAUUCUACUCCGGUUCGGAAGAAUGCAACUUUUAAUCAUUCUGCCAACACAAGCCUCACCUUCACUC